CUAGCGUGCGUAAGAUGCGAGACUGUCCUGUAUUACGCGGGCUCUAUAAAUAGAUGGAACGGGCAAGUUGAAUAGACAGUCUGUGGUGUAAUCUCGCUGCCGUUCCUCCGGAGACUACAAUCUCGAGAUUACAAAAUGCCUAUCGAUCUUUACCAACUUGACGGAAGCGCGCCGUGUCGUGCCGUGCGUUUGGCAGCUGCAGCGAUAGGAGUGAAUCUAAACUUGAAAAUCACAGAUCUUAUGACAGGUGAUCAUAUGACCCCCGAAUUUCUUAAGAUGAAUCCACAACAUACAAUACCUACAUUAGAUGACAAUGGUCUUUAUUUGUGGGAAAGCCGUGCAAUCAUGACGUAUCUGGCCAAUCAGUACGGCAAAGAUGAUUCUCUCUAUCCGAAAGAUCCGAAGAAACGAGCUUUGGUCGAUCAGAGGCUGUAUUUUGAUCUGGGAACUCUGUACUCGUCGUUUGCCGAUGCUUACUAUGCGUGGCUGUUUACCGGCACUGCUCCGGAUGAAGCGAAACAAAAUAAGGUAAACAACGCGUUGUCCUUCCUGGAUAAAUUUCUAGAAGGUGAAAACUACGUGGCGGGGAAAACUUUAACUCUCGCCGAUCUUACUUUAGUUGUUACAGUUGCUAACUUUAAGAUUGUGGAUCAUGAUUUGAGUAAGUACGGUAACAUUUUGAAGUGGUUUGCCAGGAUUCAGGCCGAAGCUCCUAAAUAUAAUGAGAUCGAGGGCGAGGGCAUAAAAGCAUUUAAAAAAUUUGUCGAUAAUAUAAAAAACAAGAAAUACGCGUUGGAAGCGAUAGUCGAUCGGCAGGCAUGUACGACGGAUUACUUGUGUACAUUUCUUAGCAACGAAGGAAUUUUGAAUAAAGUAAGGCCAAAUAUGCCUGUGCAACUGUAUUAUUUGCCUCCGAGUCCACCAUGCCGAUCCGUAAUGCUCACAGUAGAAGCGAUUGGGCUCGAAGUGGAACUGAUAAUGCUGAACGUACUGGCUGGUGAACAUUUAACGCCGGAAUAUGAGCAGUUGAAUCCACAAAAGACGAUUCCCUUUCUAGUCGAUGAUGAUGUCAAGGUAUCAGAAAGUCGAGCUAUUAUGUGUUAUCUCGUUGAUCAGUACGGCGAGAAUGAUACAUUAUAUCCGCGAAAUCCAGAGGCACGUGCUCUAGUUGAUCAACGAUUAUACUUUGAUCUUGGCACGCUCUACGCGAGCGUGUUCGAUUAUUACAUGCCCGUGUUGAAAAAGCAGACCGAUACAUACGACCCGGCGCAAUAUGAAAAAAUGACGGAGGCCUUUCGAAUCUUAGACAAGUUUCUCGAAGGACAUGAUUACGUGACUGGAGAUAAUUUGACGAUCGCCGAUCUUUCUUUGGUUUCAUCUGUUACCACAGCAGAGGCUUUUGGAUUCCACUUAGACGAUUAUGAAAAUGUUUCUAAUUGGUUGGAAAAAGUUGAAACAUUUGCACCUGGAUAUGAGAAGGCUAACGGCGAGCCACUCGAAAUAUUUAAAAAAUUUAUAGAAGAUUUACGAGGUGAAAAAGAAGAUGAAGAAAAGAAGAAGAAGAAGAAGAAGAAAAAGAAGAAGGAGAAGGAGAAGAAAAGAAGAAGGAGAAGGAGAAGAAAAAGAAGAAGGAGAAGGAGAAGAAAAGAAGAAGGAGAAGGAGAAGAAAAAGAAGAAGGAGAAGAAGAAGAAAAGAAAGACGUGGAAGAAGAAAAGGAAGAAGCGGAAGAAGAAAAUGAAUAAUAUAUUAUAUUAAAAAUAUUAUUAUUUAAAAUUAUUAUUUGCAAAUGCAAGGAACUUCAAUGAUGCUCCCAGUUAAAUUUCAAUUAUAUAAUCAUUGUAGAGAAAAGUAAUCUCUGUUAUAUAAAAAAAAAGAAAACUAUUUAAGCUUAUUAAGUCUGGGAUAAUCAUAUUGUUUUUAAAAUAUUUCUUUCAAAUCUCUGUAUUGUUUAGGUAUAUUUUAUAAAUACAAAAUAUAAUACGAAUAAGAGGAAAUAAAAAGAAAACGCAGCAC
Molecule: messenger RNA, 2014 nt
Organism: Cataglyphis hispanica
Lineage: Eukaryota; Metazoa; Arthropoda; Insecta; Hymenoptera; Formicidae
Exons: 12
Coding region: 136-1743 (535 amino acids)
Biological process (GO): glutathione metabolic process
Molecular function (GO): glutathione transferase activity
Source: RefSeq, a predicted model, not a curated record